AAAACAAUACCUAUGUGGAAGCUUACGCUUAUAGUUAGACUAGGCUACCACGAAAAUUUCAGAGGCGGUACUAAACUCUAAACCCCGGAAAAUUCGGUUUGAAAUAUUUUUGAGUUCAUUUUUUAAUUUAUUUGGUGACCAUAGUAUGCCUCAAAAAGUGGUUUUUGUAAGUUUUCAAUAAUUUGAACGAUGCUUGGUAAUAGGCAAACAUUUGGAUUUUGUUAUUAUUUUUUUGAAAGAAAAAUCUGCAAUAUGCUCUCUUAUCUUCAACUAAAUUUAAAAUCGUUGAAGUUUAUUUUCAAAAAACUGACGUUCUACUACGAUUGUCAUCUCUAUAUGUCCUCAAAUUAAAAAAGAGUUUCUAAAGAAUUUAUGAGAAACUGUAAUAAAAUUCAAACUCUUUAAUUUUAUAAUUUUCUUAAAAUUACCUAUUUAAGUAGAUCCAAAAUUCACCGUUGAAUCCGUCGUACUAUCAUUCACAUUGGAAAAACUGAAUUUCACGUUGCUAUUUUAUUUUUCUCGAAAGGUCACAAUUCACAAGUCAAAGUUUGUUUUGGCCAUUUAACGUUUUUCUCGUUAUUUCUGUAAAUUUGGCACUUUGUAAAAUUUCCAAUAAAAUGCUCAAUUCGUUCAAAAUCACAAUCAUAGAGUGUCUUCAAUUAUUCACAUCGUUACUUCUGCUUUCAAUCUUUUCAUGUGCACAGCGUGGCUCUUCAAGAGAACGAAAAUCCCAACGAGGAAACAGUGAUAUUUCAGUAUCACAAACACAGGUGUCAGAACGACCAUCAGAGCGCGAUCAGAAAAGGAGUGAGACAGGACUCAAUCCGAAUGUUCCGUGGCCGAAAGCCCCCUCAAAAAGGAAAGCCGGCAAUGGAGAUAAAGUCAGAGCGAUCAGAUUCACAGCACACGCUCACCAUCACUGUUCCACUGGGAAAAGCUUCAAGAAACGAUCAACCGCCUUCCAAUUUGACUGAGGAAGCCGCGAAGAAAGUCGCCGGAACUGGAAGAAAUGAUGGGAAAAAGGUGCAAUUUGCUGAGAAGUUGGUGAACAAAACAAAAUCACCAUCAACUGGACCGUCUACGUCGAAGAAACUACAAAAAUCUCAGAAAACUCAAAAAUCAUCCAAAAAGUCGCAGAAAAAAUCGAAGAAGAGUAAGAAAUCUUCAAAAAUUUUCAGAAAAAUGAAAGAAGAGUUUGGGUGAUUUGAGAACUUGUACUUUUGAUAAUAAAUGAUUUUGAAUAUGUUCAAGAUUGAAUAAAAUUUUGCAAUUUGUUUGAAACUGUUCCAAGUAUAUAAUAAUUUCAGCUGCAAUAAAAAUUAUAAUUC
Molecule: messenger RNA, 1328 nt
Organism: Caenorhabditis elegans
Lineage: Eukaryota; Metazoa; Nematoda; Chromadorea; Rhabditida; Rhabditidae
Gene: H12D21.2
Exons: 5
Coding region: 618-974 (118 amino acids)
Source: RefSeq, marked reviewed